UUAGAAAAGGGUUGCAACGAAUGGGAAUGGAUAGCAACUUCUGGCAAAACAGUACACUUGACCGAUCAUAAGACCACUGUGAAUCAAUUUGAAAUGGUGUCAGAUCAUAUGAUAUUAUGGUAUGAUGGAGAGUAUUCGAACAAGAUAAUGGAAGCAAUCAAAGAGAGAAAGAGGGGCACCACUUGCAAUCCUAUCUUUAAAUUUGAGUUCUAUGCUCAUCAAACAGAGGAUAAUGAAGAUGUAGUGAUAAAGGGGUGUAGGAUCCGUUGGAUGCAUGUCAUCAAUGAUGAAGAAGAGAUUAGUCCAGAUGUCAUUGAUGAAGGAGAGAUUAUUCCUGAUGUCAUUAUUGAUGAGGGCCAUGAAUAUGAUGACUUGGAGUUGGAGGACCUUCAGAUAACUGGAGAAAGAGUGGAUGUACAUUGUUGUGCAUUGGAUAUUGUCAAUUGGUUCAAAAGAUUGUUGGUAAGUUACAUU
Molecule: messenger RNA, 474 nt
Organism: Arachis ipaensis
Lineage: Eukaryota; Viridiplantae; Streptophyta; Magnoliopsida; Fabales; Fabaceae
Source: RefSeq, a predicted model, not a curated record